AUGAAGGCGAAAGUGGGGACGGUGACCAGCAUCGUCUAUCCGACAGAGCUGGGGAGACUCUACAUGCUGAACGCCCUGUACUUCCCGGUGUGGCUCCUCUACCUGAUUCUGCCCUUUAUGACGGGGAUGAUCCAGUACGUCCGGGAGCUGCACAUCAACGAGCCCAAGUACAUGACCAGGGAGAUUUUCAACCUGGAAGAUUGGGUGCUGCCCUACACAUGUUUGGUCGCCCAGCUCCUGAUCUCUAUCGUCUACUUCAUGAUGGCCGUGUACUCCGCAGAAGAGCACGACUUGGUGAACUUCCUGGGGAACAACAUCUUGCUCCUGUACCUGCUGAUCAUGGUGCUGGUGUUCUACCUGGACCUGGUGACGCUGUUCUACCUGGUGACAAUGAUGUCGUGGUGCCUACAGUCCUACAAUGCUGCUCUACCUGGAGCUGCUGUUCUACCUGGACCUGGUGUCGCUGUUGCUGUUCUACCUGGUGACAAUGAUGUCGUGGUGCCUACAGAUGCUACUUUACCUGAUGGCCAUGAUGCUGCCGAAUAUGGACCUGUGGUGAAUGCUGCUCUACCUGGACCUCAAGAUGCUGCUCUACCUGGACACCAAGACGUAGACGUCGCUGUACCUACAGAAUCUGCUCUACCUGAACAACUGGGAGAUGCUGUACCUGGAGAUGAAGACCCAACGAUCGUUGAGCCCUAUGCUAAUACCUUGGUGAUGGGAGAUUUGGUUGGGACCUAUGUUAAUGGUGAGUGGAUUUCAGCCAAUGCGCUCUUGGACUGGUUUGCUGCUGGGGGGCCUUGGCUCCCUUUUGAGGAACUCUAUGACAGGGCGGUACAAUCAUACAAACAGUUCCUGGAUGGGCAGCGAGCACUACUUACCUCGUCUACCUCGUCAUCCUUGCCAGAACAACGUGGUCACCAAGGACAAGUGCGACGUUGGGGUGAAUGGAGAGAUGGAAAAGACAGAUGGCACAAUGAUGAUGGGUCCAAGAAAAACAACAACAACAAUGACGUGGCCGCGUCAUCCAAGGACCCAGUGGUGACGCAUCCUACAUCGUCCUCCUCGCAGUCUGGGUUCUACAAGAAGGGUGUCUGGCAAGCUCGUGAACGUACAGAAGAUGAAAGGAGGUGGGCAGCAGGUGGACAGGGCAAACAACGACAAGAUAAAAGGGCGGCGAGGAUGAAACAAUGGGCUGAUGGAGCUUGGAUACCGAGCUGGCUCAAGAAGUUCAAGGAGGAGAAGGAAGAGCGUGACCGUCUUCGUCAGCAACAAGCAGAUGGAACAAACAAAAAAGGUGAUAAUGGGUCGCCGGCAAAGGAAGAUGAUGAGACUGAACUCUGGCAGCGUCCCCUGGCAUACGAGGGGAAGGAAGAGCGUGACCGUCUUCGUCAGCAACAAGCAGAUGGAACAAACAAAAAAGGUGAUAAUGGGUCGCCGGCAGAGGAAGAUGAUGAGACUGAACUCUGGCAGCGUCCCCUGGCAUACAGUUCCUCGGACGAUGAUGUGGCCUCGUUCAUGGAGAGACCGGGGCUGACCUCCCAGGAGUACGUCGACCUGAUUAAUGGUGGUAUCCCUGCUCACCUUGCUCGACGUCUCGAAGGACUACUACGACGAUAUGAGAGUUUUCAGGCUUGUGAUCAUGGACCGGAAGCUCGAUGGGCACUGGGACGAUGGCUGAUAACAAGUCAAGUUGGAGCCGGAGCACAAGAUCGCGCGGAAGAGCCCAUACAGAGCAGAUCCCGAGACGCCAGACACUACCCCCUACGACGUGAACCACAGUGCCAAGAACUUCGGGACGAACUUCUUCGUUGGACGGGGGAGAUCACGCAUGUAAUGGCGGACAUCUAUGAGUAUGCUGCCAACUCCGCUCACCCAGGGGAACUUAGUGAGCUCCCAGCACCUCUGACAGUCAAUGAUGUGGUUGCUCCGCCUGGGUCCCACGUUGGCGGCAACUCGAACCAUGGGGGACAUGUGGUGAUGCUUGCUGACCUACAACCUGCCGCAUCAUCCAGGCCGAGAUCUCGCAGUCGCUCGCGAAUGCACAGCAGAGAUGAGCGGGCUCAGCUAGAAGAUGAUGUCUCUGCUCUGAUGGACAUGGGAGAUGCUGACAAUGGGCCUGGGGAAAACGACGAUACCCACCCUGCUACUGGCGAUGAAGGGGGGAGAUCAUCCCAUGGCGGUGCUCAUACUGCUCCUCCACCUUUUUUGGGCCCUAUGUCACUCUCGGGUCUUCUUUCUGCAGAAGAUCGCCACUACGACUUGAUGGGUGAAGAACAAGAGUUUGCAGAUCGUGCUUGGCUUGUCGAACAAGCAGUACGCUCUGCGAUGUAUGAGCUUGGCAGUGGUUCAGCCAGGGAGGUCGUGAGACGGCUGUUAUUGCGACAGCAACACCUCGUGGAAAUCCAGUUCUGGCUGGACAGAGCGCUACAACAGGCUUUGAAAUGCUGUCCUGCGGCCGAGACACCGAUUCAAUGGGAUGUGAUGACCCGAUGGUUCAACGCCUCCGUGCUGCAUCCCAAGCCCGGCUCCGGAGACGUGAGAAAAUUUCACGUGGAGUCGUCCUUGCAGCAGACCGCGGAGCUGGAGGUCACCCUUAUAGACGUGAACCUGGUUUGUCGGCAGCCUCCUCAUCUGACCCGAGACCACGACCUAGCCGUGCACCUCACUUGCCGUCGAGAGCUACGCCGGAUGAACCCCCUGGAGGGCCCGCUCGACCUGGACGUGACCAUCGUGUUCGUUCUGGACGUGACCUUCGUGAUCAUCCUCCUGGUGCUCUUCCUGAAAGUCGUCCUGUACAUCGUGCUGGUGAGUUGGAUGCGGAGACUGAUGAAUCUGAAAAUGGAGGAGGCGACACGGCUGGUGGAGUGGGUGACUCUGACGAUGGGGAUGGCCUGGCUGGUGGAGUGGGAGAAAUUGACCCCCCUGGAGAUCUUCAUCAUGGACCUGGACCUGGUGAACUUGGAGAUGUACUUGGUGCUCAUCAUGAUUCUCGUGGACCUCUUCGUGACGAUUCUGAAGGUGAACUACGCCGGGGAGAAGGUGAUUGCAGGACCUGUGGUGGAUGGUGGUGAGAUUGAAGGUGGCAUUGGAGAUGUUGCACUUCCGGAGGACGAAAGCUCGAGUGAGGAGAUCUUCUUGCUCGAUGGUGUGGGGGACGAAACGUUGGACCGUGGAAAUGCUGUACGGGACGAUCGUGAUGAAGCUGCAGAACCACGUGAUGAUCCAAGUACACCCUCUGGAAUACCCUAG
Messenger RNA from Symbiodinium sp. CCMP2592, 3252 nucleotides. The record is from the annotation of a GenBank genome assembly. NCBI's taxonomy places the organism in Eukaryota, Dinophyceae, Suessiales, Symbiodiniaceae.